Molecule: messenger RNA, 1533 nt
Organism: Sabethes cyaneus
Lineage: Eukaryota; Metazoa; Arthropoda; Insecta; Diptera; Culicidae
Product: zinc finger protein 652-B-like
Exons: 4
Coding region: 88-1494 (468 amino acids)
Biological process (GO): regulation of DNA-templated transcription
Cellular component (GO): nucleus
Molecular function (GO): DNA-binding transcription factor activity, RNA polymerase II-specific; RNA polymerase II cis-regulatory region sequence-specific DNA binding; zinc ion binding
Source: RefSeq, a predicted model, not a curated record
CAAAGUCAAUGCCACUAAAUCCGCCUAUUUUCGUAAAAUUCUAAACCAAAAACGUCCCCCAGGGCGUUUGCUAGCAAACAAACAGCAAUGCCGAUGUGCCGUGCGUGUGGACAAAGCAUAUCAGACGAGGAGCAAUGUGAAACCCUGGAGAAGUAUGUGGAAACAUACUUCAAUCUUACCACAAUUCAGCUGCGAGAAUAUGAGGAUCCAAGCCUAUCGAAGGUUUGCGGACAGUGUGUCGAAAAGUUGGAAGAGUUCGACAGCUUCCGGAAAAUAUGUUUGCAAGUGCAUGACCGAAUGCACAAAAUCAAAGUAGAAGAACCGGAAGAGGAUUUUUAUGAAGAAACCAUCACAGUUGAGGUUGAUUUAAAGGCGGAGAUAGCGGAAGAGAACCAGCCUGUCCAAAAUGUAUUUGCCUCCGUCAGCGACUUCUCUGCUAUGAAGCAUGAUGAAGAUUCUGGUGAUGACGAUGACACUGACGGGAGUGAUGAUGAUGAGAAUUACGACAAUGAUGAUGAAAAUAACGACGAAAGCAGUGAUGGUGACGAUGAUGACGCCGAAGAUGACGAUGAUUAUGAUGACGACAAGAACACCGAUGGCGAGAAUGAAGACAAUAAAUCCAAAAAGGCAAAAAGGGUAAAGAAAUUGAAAAAAGGAGGCGACAAUAAUUUGCUUGCAGUUGCUAAGAAACCACGCGCCAAAUGGGGUAGCCUGAAGAAAAAAGAGCCCAAGGAACCCAGAACCGUUUUCCCCUGCGACAGAUGUCCCAGAAAAUUCUUUGUCUUAUUCCGAUUCAAUGCUCACAAACGGACUCACGAUGGACUCAAACCGUUCGAGUGUGAAACCUGUGGAAAGGCAUUCUCUACAUCGAAUAAUCUCAAACUACACAACAUACAGAAGCACAGCAAUAACCGAAUCUCUCUACCGUGUGAUCAUCCGGGUUGUGAGCAACGUUUCGCGACCCGGCUUGGAUUGCAACGACACAAAAGACGGAAUCAUGAUCCCAAUUACGUAAUGCCUCCGCCCAUACCGUUCAUUUGUGACGUUUGCGGGAAAAAAUUCACCACAAACGGAGGGCUGAAGAGACAUCGGUACACACACACGCCGGGAGAAAUGCCGUUCGUGUGCGGAAUAUGUUCGAAGCAAUUCCCCACGUCCAACAAGCUGAAGGAACAUACCAUGCGUCACGAGGGCGUGAAAAAUCACACCUGUCCGCAGUGCGGAUUGCGGAAGACAACCAUGCAUGAGUUGAAAACUCACAUCAGAAACAUGCACUCAGAGCCGCGCUCUUAUUCGUGCGAAAUUUGCGCACGGCAAUUUAGCAAUACGGGAAGUUUGGGUUUGCAUGUAAAAAUCGUACAUCUAGGUUUGAAACCGUACGUUUGUACAAUCUGCCAGUGGGCAUUCGGAAGAAGCGAUCACCUGAAGCGGCACAUGAAGAGCCACAUGCGUGCGGGUCUGGUUAAGCCACCAGAAAACACCGCCAGCGUAUAAGAUCGAAUUGUAAAUUAUUUUUAAUGUGGAGUAUUAAAA